This is a messenger RNA of Danio rerio (zebrafish), 12452 nucleotides long. NCBI's taxonomy places the organism in Eukaryota, Metazoa, Chordata, Actinopteri, Cypriniformes, Danionidae. The record is from RefSeq and is a predicted model, not a curated record.
CUGCCUGUGUGACUCUACCGCUGUCCAAAACAGAGGGGCUUUUUUUACCCUCUCGCAGAGCAGCAUCUCUUAGCAUAUCUGCAAAUCCUGACAAAGGAACAGAGAGAGAAAAAAAUAUCAAGACAUUUUUGUAUCUUCAUCUGAGCUAUUUUUAUAAUUGCUUUGUUAUAUAACUGAGAAUGAGCAUGUAUGUCAUAGUUCUACCCUGGGCAUUGCAGUAGACUAGGCUUAUUCUCUCUCACACACACUCACUCUCACUCUCACACACAUGAAGGGGAUUCUCGUACGUUUGCACUCACUUGCUCACACCCUGCUUGCAUUGCUCAGCGAUGCCAGAUCUUUGUAGUGGGGAUGCAAUCCUGGAGAGAUUAUUUUUGCAAGCCCUGUAGUGCUUCUGUCACCUCUCCUCAGGAGGACAUGGAAUACAGGAUGGGAAGCUGCAUCGGAGUCGCACGCAGCCAGGCUGCAGUCCACACUGACAAGGUGAGCCCGCCGAAGGAGAAAUCUGCCGCCACUGAGAACGGAUCUGUCCACCCUGAGUCCAUCACAGCGGAGACACAGGUGACUGCUGACGAGGAAGAGAAGCCUGGAAGACAAGGAGAGGAGGAUAAAGAGGAGCUGGAGUUUCCUCAUGAUCUGCUGCCCAGCUUAGACCUCGACCUCAGUACUGAGCUCAAUCUCACCUGGGGAACCACACUUGGUGAGCAGGUGAGCUUGGGUGAUAUGAAGAAUGAGACUGUGGCACUGGGUGGCACUGCCAACCCUCUGCUGGCAGGCCUAGAGCAUUACAUGGAGGCCAGUUCACCAGUAGUGGGCCUCAUGAAGAGCUGCGAUGGUGACCAAGUUUCUACUGAAUCUGCAUCACUGACCCAGGUUCACUUGCCUAGUACACCUCAGCAAGAUGUUCCGUCUCUCAAUCCUUUAGUCCGAGUAGAUUAUGAACUCCAGGAAGCCUUUAAGGAAUGUGAAGAUGAAAUGGCAGCUCUUGGCAAAUCCUCCAUUAUUGACACAUGGACUGCAGGUGAUCUGAACAAGUGUUUUCCCUUAGUCCUGCCCGGAAGGGAUGAGAAAACUGAACAAACUAAAAUGUCUGAAGUAAAAGAGGAUUCAUUUGAUUCAUCUUCACAUAAACUUGCUGAAUUUCAUCAAGGUUGCCAUGGAAAUGAUGGAGCACACACAAAUGACUCAACAGCAGGUGAAGAGGGGGUGUUUAGCUUCAGAGAUUAUGUUUUAGGAAAGGAUCUAGGAAAUAUGUGUACAGCUGAAUCUAAGGAUGUCAGAAACAUCAAGAAUAUAACAGAAAACCCAAGAGAAGAAUCUAGCCAGCUGUCAGAGGCAGAACAGCAAACAAAGUCAAUUAUUGAGCCAAAAAUAGACACAGCUGAGAGCAUAGCUGUUCAACAAACAACACAUAGCACAUGGACAGGUACACAAACAGCAUCAGAGAAGGAUGUAGCAAAGGAAGCACUUACCCCAGAUCAAUCAAUACAAGAUGCCUGCAAUUCGAAAUGCUCUCUGGAUGAUGUUGUAGGACUCAGUGAAACAGUGGCUAUUAAAGAGGCAAAUCUUGUGAACAAAUAUGUCAUCAAUUCUGCAACAGCUACACAGAUGAUUGAAAAUGCAGAGAUGCAUAGUCAGAUGAUUAGUGAUUUACUGCCAUGUCCGUCCACGCAUAUGGAUAAACAUGCUGGUGACACGUGGGAUUCAGAAGCUAAAAUAAGUGUACAACCAAACAUACAGAAACAGGUGGAGUCAGGGACACGGCAACAGAUAAGUGAAGAGAUAAAAACAAAGACAAAUGUAGGAUCAAGCCUUGAGAAUCAAAAACAGGAAUUACAACUUCCAGAACAGCUGUGUCGUGAGGAUAAACAAUUGAUGUGGUCCCCACCAUCAGUACUCGAGGUUCACCAAGCUCAUCUUACUCUGGCUGAUAAUCUUUCAGCCAAAAUACUACACCCUCUGCAGGGGCUUCAGCAACAUGAUGACCAGGAUCAGACAGAUGGACCCUACAAAUCAAUAUCAGUAGUUGAAACCAUAUACCACUGUACCACCGGGGAAGUCAAACAUGAGAAAAAUGUGUCUGAUGCAUCUGCUGUUGUGAUUGAUUUCUGCAAAGCUAAAACAGACUCUGAAUAUGAGCCCAAAGGGAGAUGUGACUUAGAGAAACAGCCACCGGAACAGGAGAAUGGACCUCUUUUAGGCGGUGGAGCUGGCACACACGCACCAGUGUGGGGGAAUUCACACUCUCCAAGCCGAGCUCGUACAGAAGAGGAGGAGGAGGAAGAGAGUGCCCUUGAACGGGCUUCAGCAGAGUCCGCUGCCUCCACAUUGCUACAAACAACACCCACAAUGCCAGAAAUGAUAGAAAGUGAGGGAGAGAAGAAGAGAGAUGAUGCAUUUCAAAGUGCCGCAAUAAUAGUACAAGCAGCAGAGAGAGAAUCGGCAGUGCUGGACACGGAUGAGUCUCCAAGCUCAGAGGGAACGCUGAGUGAAAUUACUGCUGAAGAGGGGCAAGAAUGCACCUUAUUAAUUUUUCCGAAGAUUAAAUGCUCACCUGUUCAGAUAGAGGAGACGACAGAGGAGAGCUGUGGCAAUAAAAUAGCCCCAAAGAAGUCGACGGAGAACGAGAAAAAGGGAGGGGGUCUGCCGACUGCACUCUUUCUAGCCGGAGACAAGGAUACAGGCACGGUUAGCACAGAAGAUAAAGCAGCGGUCACCUGUUCCUCUCCAGGCAUCCUUGGGACAUGUGACUGGAAGGUGGAGAGUUCCCUAUCAAAAGAGAAAAAAGGAGAGAGUGAAAAGGAGGAGAAAGAGACAAGCGAAGGCGGAGCAGAGAACGCAGCACAUGCCGGCAGGGUGUCACAGACAGAGACAGUGAAAGAGACGUGUCCAUCCCAUCGCAUCACAGCAUCACAAACGGCACCAGAAGACAGGAGUGACUUCAUCCAUCCUGUCACAACAGGCACAGCCCUGUUUCCUCUGACCAUCAAUCGAAUAAACGACUGCGACUCCAUCAGCCCACCCCCUCCUCUUUCCCUCAUAAACUCUACAGAGGCUGAAGCGCAGAGAGAGGACAAGGCUAAUCAGAAUUCGAGCCCAAGUGCAUCAGGAGCAGAACUGCCAGGCAGUGAUUUAUUACUUCCACCAGCAAAUUCUUCAAAAAGCGAAAGCCUUGCUGUGCAAGCCAACAAUCAACAGGUACAGAGUGCUUUACAAACUAAAUCCGCAAACUGUGACACAUCCAUCAAGACUGAGUCACAGCAACAAAAACAAGAAACAAUUCUUACAAGAGAAGACACAUCUCAAUCAACUAAUCUGCAAGAGAACAUGAGGGAUAUCACUGGAUGUUGUACUAAAAUGGAAGGGCAUUUGCCUUCGAAAGGUUUGCAGAGCUCUUUUAAGGACCAAAAGGAUGCUGCAUUGACAUGCCAAAUGACUGAGUGUGCUUCUCUGCCCCCACUCAUGGUAUUUGAAAGUUUGCGUCAUCCAGUAAAAGAGGCUAGCUUCAACUUUGUAGGUUUUCUCAGCAUCAGCAAAGCAGAACUUCCAUCUCAGACAGAACCAGAGGUGGCUCAAAGAACUACUGUACUGGAUGCAAUAGCAGAGGAGGAAUCCAGUGUGAAAAAUGAAACAUCUCAGGAAGAAUGUAAAGGGGAAGAAAAUUGUCAACAAAUAGCAAAAGUGGAACAAGAGGAAAUAAAGAGUGAAAAGCCGAAGAACUGCACAGAAACAACAUCUCAGGAGCAGGGUGAGGCUACUGUAAAUCCUGAAGAAAAUGUUUAUGUAAAUAUGGGUGGUUGUGAAGAAAGUGGAAAAGUGACAGAUGAAACUCCUGAUGCCAGCAAGAGUAAUCCUGUUAAAUUUUCAUCACUGUCAACUGCAGAUGAGACCGCCGGUGUUACAGAAACAAAGGAUGUGGGUAAUGAAACUCGAGAGGAAAUUAAAGCAAUUAAAGAGGAGGAAGAAUAUAAAGAAGCUUUGAAUACAACUCAAAUCAGUCACAAUGAGUCAGCAUCCUCUGAAAAGAAUAGUGUUUUAUUACAGGAUGUUUCAGAACAAGAGGGUCAUAAUUGCAGCCUUGCUGUAGAUCUUGUGCAUGCUGACAAUGCUGUCUCUGCAAAAGUUGAACAGAUAAACCAAAUUGAAGAGACAGAUGAAACAAAGGGAUAUGGAUUACCCGAAGCAGGUGGUAUAGAAACCAAAUUUCCCAAUAAUUCAAAGAAUCUUGUGAAUGACAGUCAAGGAAAGCAGUCAAAAUACACAUGUGAAGAGGGGUCAGAGGUAAAAACCAGCUUAUUGCCUCAAACCGCAGUCCUAGACGCAGACAGCACUUAUCAAGACAAGAAUUUUACCACCGAACAGCCCACUGAAACCUCAGAGAUGCCACUUUUGCCAAAAGUAGAUACGUAUGCAGAUGUUGAGCCAUGUCAGACUGAAUCACAGUUCAGUGCUGAAAUGAUGAAAAGUGAUGGAAUGGAUGCUGAGGAUGAAGCAGUCCCCUCUCUUACUGCAGUGGAGAUUACAGUGCCAGCACAAAGGGAUCUUUCCUCAUCAACCACACAAAGCACUAACAGUGUUGCCAGGGAUGUGUCUGUCAUUGUACUAAAGGCUCCAGGCCCAAUGCUGAGUCACUGUGAGUCUAUUAGUGAUUGUGAUAUUGCUGUAGCAGAAACUAGAGAGCAUUGCAGUGUAAAAUGCGUUUGUGAGUCUGACCCAGAGAUUGUAAAGAAUAUUGCAGACAAAACUAAUCUAGAUGCUAACGAAGACAUGUUAAGCAAACAAAAUGCCAAUCACCCGCCAUACACUGUUGGUGCCUCUGCACAGGAAACUGCAGCAUCAUCUGGAUCCCUUCUUCUCACAACUGACAGACCAGAACAGGCAGGUGGUUCUCUGCUAAUGUCAAAGAAACCAGAUAUUGUUGGAAAUACGAAGAUGAAAGAGAAUGAAGAAUUUAACGACACUGUGCAAUUGAAGAUUGUUAGAGAAGAGAAGAGAAAAGCAAAUGCAAAUUCUAAACUUGAGGAUAAUUCAUGCAAAGCCCCUACAAGUGUUAUAUCAGAUGAUGAAGUUGUUAAUAAAGACACAUCUGAAGGUAGGCAAGUAAAGAGAGAGGAGCACAACAACAACUGUGCAAAAGAUACUCAAGAAAAAGCCAGCUCAAAACAAGAAGAAAGUAUCUCUCAAGAAGACGGAAAUGAACAGAAAAAUAUGGAGCAGGACAGAUGGAAGGAACAAGAGGAAAUGGCUUUUAGAGAGCUGAAAGACAGCAGAGAAAAAACAAAUACUUCUGAAGUACCCUGUGCUGAUAAAAUGCUUCAUUCCCAAAUUACACUGAUAAAACAACAAACUCCUAAAGAUGACAUCAUAUGUGAUUCUCUCCUGAUGCCUUUAGAGGACAAACUUGGAACACGUAUGUCUGAAGAACCUGUCCAACGUGUGUCUGUAGACAAUGUAAAAAUAAAGACAAAUUUAUCUGAAGCAUUCAGGCAGGGAAUGAGUGAAGAAAAAAACAAGGAAUGUGUGCAAGAACAUGAGAAUUCCAUCACAGAAAAUGACAGUAAAGAAUGCACAAAUAAUUCUCAAAAACAAGAUGAGAGUGUAAAAGAAAAUAUGGAUCAAACUCGAGGAGAGAACCAGACAUUAAUGAAGCUCUUCGAAAUACCAGAAGAAAAUCUAAUAAAUGAAACUAUUCCAAAAGGAAAAUUUCUGUCCAGUUCUGUGCCUGAUUCUGGUGUAAUCUUCAAAGGCACUAUAGAAAAGACUGUGGAUCACAGUGGGCCACCAACUGAAAAAUCUCUUCCAGUCAUUGAUCAGACUUCGGUGGCUUUGAGACAGUCAGAUUUGGCAUUUCCACAGUCCCAAGAGCUCCAGCAGCAACAAAUGUUUAUCAGUGCCCCAGAAGCAGUGUUAAGUCUGGGUAAAAGCUGUGCAUUAAAAAAUGCUGAGACCAAUAAUCAUGCAGAUGCUGAUGCAAGUGAAAAACAGGAGAAAGUGACUGUGUAUUGUAGUGCAGAGGCCAAAAGUUCCCCAGACAGCACAUCAGAGAGUGCUGAACUAGUGGAGGGCCAUCACAGAGAUUUUAAUGUUGACAGUAUUUGUCCACAGAAUGAAGAUCUUAGUAUACCAACAAAAGAACUAAGAGGUGAGAAAUCUCAUGUUUGUGGUGAGAGCACUUUAAGUGAAACCCAAACACAACCAGCUCCUAACUUGCCUGUGAAUGCAGUGUCAGGAUCUGAAACUUCCGAAUUCAAAAGAGUUAUAAAGGCUCUCGAGGUUAAACAGUUUGUCAUCUCAGCAUCACAGGAAAGUGUGAAUAAACAUGCAGACUGUUCCAAUUCACAGGUCAGUGCGGAUGAGUAUGGAAAUGUGUGGAACAAAACCCUUGCGACUAAGAAAGGAGCAGAACUUCCUGUAAGUCACUCAAGUGGGCUCUCUGCAAGUCCCAGCGUCUUACACUAUGAAGAAGGAAUUAAAACAGACGAGCAUUAUUUAGACUUUGUUACCCCUGGAGACACUGGAAACACUGAGAUCAGACCUGAUUCAGUGAGUGAAGUUGCACAGAUGUCUGCUGCAGAACCUUCCCAGCUUCAGCAGGAGAAAGAGUUAAUUUUUCAGCCUUCUGAUGCUCAGUGUUCCAGUGACACAGCCCGUUUUUCUGCCACUGCUCUCGAGGAAAGUAUUAAAGAAGAAAAAGAGAUAAGUGUGGACCAGGCCUCUAAAGAUGCAUUAAAACCCAAUGCUCCUAAUUCCACUCCCGAAUCCGAGACAGCUGCCUGGAGGAUGGAGCAGCUUAAUAAGCAUUUGUCAGAGCAAUUCCCAGACGGCACCCAAAACACAGAGAAACAGCAUACACUGUGUUCUGAAAAGCAGCUCACGCAGCUACAACAUGCAGUAACUUGUUCAGGCACUGAAAACCAAAUUGGUACUAUGAAAGCAGAAGACACCUUUUCAAAUGACAGACAAGAACCACAAGGAAUUCAAGAAGAGACAAGUAAACAGAUAAAUGAGACCGCUGAAAAAUGUCACAUGGAACUCUCCAAAGGGACUGGACCUAAUUUGUCAGAGAAUGUAGGGAAAGAAAGCAUGUCCAAAGAAAACCAAAGCAAGGUAGAGGCGCACUCUUUAUCUGCCUCAGAGGAAUCAAUAGUCUGUAAUGUUGACCAGCCAAUAGAAAUAGCAACUGAUGGGGUUUUGAUUGAAAUGGACCAAGUUGUGUCAUUGUUAUGCCCUGAGACUGCUUCCUGCGUAGUGACUUAUCCCCAGGAUUGCCUUCAACCUCCUUUCACAGUCAAUCAACAGUCAAUUGAGCAGCAUAAAAGCUCCUCAGAUACACUUAAAAGUGGCAGUGAGGAACACCCUGAAAUAGCAAAUAGCUCUCCUGCAAAUGCAAAAGCAAUACAGAAAGAUGACAGUGAAGCUAGUGAAGAAAAAGUCAACAUGGUGUCACAAGCUGCAGAUGAUGGGUUACUGGGUUCAGGCCCAGGAGCAGUGCAGGUUAAAGACAGUACAGACACCCAGACAGACAGUACAGACAGUGCAAACUUUGUGCCUGAGAGGUCAAAUAAAGUCAACUCUUCUGAAGGGUCUGAUUGGCUCAGAGUUCUAAAGGAGGCAGCCUCCAUGUCUCAGGUCAUUCCAGAGCACAAAGACGAGACUACAUGUGGAUCUACAGACAACAGACCAUUUGAGAGCUUCGGUUCGCCUCAGGCAGAGCUAGAAUUCCGAACCCCAACAGGGGAGUUUUUACCCCCUGCUCCUGAGGAGAGUUUCCCCCCUGGUCCUGAGGAGACUUUCCCCCCAGCUCCUGAGGAUAGUUUCCCCCCUGGUCCUGUGGAGAGUUUCCCCCUUGCUUCUGAGGACACUUUCCCUCCUGCUCCAGAGGACAACUUUCCACCUCCACCUGAAGAGAGUUUUCCACCUGUACCUGAGGAGAUUUUUCCCCCUGCACCUGAGGAGAGUUUUCCCCUUGUAACUGAGCAACCAGAAGAAGCAUCAGACUGCAGGUCUCCUCUGUUAGAAGCUGCAGAGUGGAGUGAGCCUGUUCCCUCUCCCUCAUCACUCCCACCACAGCACAGCUUUGCUCCUGCCCUCCCUGCACACCUUCUCCAGGACACACUCGAGUUCCCCACACCGCCCCCUACCCCUCCAGACAGGGCUCCCGCCGAGCCUCAGACCUUUCCUCCUGCUCCUGAUCCCUCCGAUCUACCCCAGAUUUCCCCUGACUUCCCACUGCCUCCUCCAGUCCAACAGCUCCAGCACUCUGAGCCUUCAGCAAGGAGCUCAGACUCAGACGGAGCUUUCGAAACCCCAGAGUCUACCACUCCUGUGAAGUCCGUAUCCCCAUCAGUGCCCCCAACAGAGCACCCCUACACCAGUUCGGAGACAUUGUCCCCUAAACACACAGCUUCUUCUUCUGACGUCCCUGCCAGUGAAGGUGAAGACCCAUCACUCCAUAGAUCUCCCAGUCGCUCUGAUUCGACAGCCUUUGAUGAGGACAAACCAAUAGCUGCUAGUGGCACCUACAACCUAGAGUACUUAAUCUCUAAUGACCCUUUUCCAGAAUCAAAUUUUGGUUCUGGAUCAAGCCGAGCACCUCUCACCCGCUCUCAAAGCCUACAGUCUGGUGAGUUAGAAAGCCCAGGAAACAAAUCCCCAGGAAUCUCCGACAAACCCAUUCACCCACGAACAGAGUCUUUUAACAUAGGAACAGAGAGUGCACCGGGAACCCUUCGUAGAGUGAAGAAGCCCCGUCCAGGUUCUCUGAAGAAGAAGCCUCUCUCCAGACAAAACUCAAACCCAGAGCGUUCUUCUCCUAAAACUGUGUCCUCCAGCAGCACUCCUGAACAGAAAAAGAGAGGGAAACCCCGUCCUGAAAGCCCCUUGCAAACCCAAGAUAAGCCUAGUUCUUCUCCUAGCCCUAGUCCUAGUCCUGCUGGUACCCUACGCAGGAACAGGGGAAAGUCUCAAGUAGAGAGUUCUCCACCUUUGGCUGAGGAGAUUACGACCACCUCAAUAUCAGCUCAACCCUUACUGGAACUACCUGAUCCAGUACCAGAAGCUUCAACUGUCCCUGACGAGGAGUCUCCUAUCCUUCCCAGUGCCUCCUACAAAUGGGAUCCGGAUAACUUUGAAAAUAUUAACCCAUUUAGUACGGGAGGCAGUAAGAUUGCCAAUUCGCCAGUCUUAGGCAGGAAGGCUGACUUUACAUCAGUUCAAGACACCCCUGCUGCUCUGGAACAGCCCCGUGCCCCUUCCCCUGCUAAAGCGCAACCCCUAAACGUUGAGGAACAGCCAAUCCCCAAUCGUCAACCAGUCAGACUGGAGUUUGACUAUUCAGAGGACAGUGGAGAGGCAUCACGCAGCACUCCUCCUCCCAAAAACCUGGGCAAGAAACCAGGUGCCAAGAUGCCAAUCCGAAAGCCUAAACUAGGGAUAAAGAAGGCCCCUCCACCCCAAAUGGAGCAGAUAGACAAUGCACCUCUCCCAGCACUUUCAAAUGACAAUGACGAUAUCCCAAUCCCCAAGGCAUCAUACAACUUUGACCCCAGCAAGUGGGAAGACCCUAAUUUUAAUCCAUUUUCUUCAAACACUGGUAUCCCCAAUUCUCCAGGUCUUUCUAAAGGAUCAUACAGCUUUGAAUCAGACUCCUUUGAUGGCUCAAUCAGUCCCUUCAAAUCAUCCAGCAAGAUUGGGAACUCACCCCCGAAAGGUGCCUCUUUUGACCAGACCAGCAAUGAUAAUGAAAAUGACAAUGAUCACAUUGUUGAGCUGGAGGAUCACAACCAGAACAAACCUGCCAAAACCAAGAAGAAGCCUCUCAAAUCUAACACUUUUAGAGUGAAGAAGUCUCCAAAGAGGACUCAGAUUCCUGAUCCGCCAGCACAAGUAAGUCAAGAUUGUUGUCCUGUGUGUUCUCCACUCUCGCCCACCACUUCACACACACAUCAUCACCUGCAGGAGCACUCGCCCGAUGCAGAUCCCGACCCUUCUCAAGAUCAUGCCACAGAUGAGGAGAAACUGGCCUCCUCCACCAAUCAGAAAUGGACUAGACAUGAUGUGGAGGUGGAGCUGACCUCUGGCCCCCAAGAUUUCCCACAGCCGACCGACUUCACAGCUUUUGUCAAUGAGAACAGUUUUUCACAGAGUGAUGUUACAGACUAUGAGAUUGAAUACAUGGAGAAGAUUGGCUCUUCUGCACCUCCUCUGUCUGGGAAGAAACCAUCACUUUAUCUGAAACUUGACUCUGUGACAGAAAGUACAAAGAGCACCUCCAAUAUGAAUGAUUCAGAGCCCAACUCCCCCUGCACUGGGAGCUUUGAGGAGAUGGAGGCUCAGAUUUCGCAGGGUAAAUCCCCAGUGCUGCCACCACGUGGCACUCGUGAGCCUAUGACCUCAGACAAAAGCAGAAAGAGGGACAGUCAGUCUCAGAGUCGAACGCAGAGCAAUGAGAGAGAUGGAGCGUCCCCCAUCCAGGGCCCCAUGGACCCCUCAGAUCUGCCUCUCUUAGACAGGUUGUCUGAUUCACCUGCCCCUCUCAGCUACCUGGAGCCUGAUCUGGCAGAGACCAACCCCACUGCCUUCGCCCAAAAACUGCAGGAGGAACUGGUGCUCGCAGCCCUGAGGAUAGAGGCUCUACAGGUAGCCAAAAACAUCUCUCAGAGCCCCACUUUGUCCACUGUGUCCCCCCAGUCUCGCCUCAAGAAGCCCAGUCCACGCCUCUGGAAUAUCAACGGUUCUCACAUGGCUAAAACUGCAGUCAAAUCCACACAGACAGAUAGAAAACUCUGUCGCAGGACGUCUCGUAUUCCACAGACGGAAAUAGCCUCACCAGGGGACAGCAGCGUUUCGAAGGGCUCCCUCUAUUCCCGAACAGGAUACAUUGAAGGGGAAAGUCCUCAUUUGCCACGUGACAUGGACCACUCUCUGGGCAUCGCCCGAGAAGAGAUUGUUGUGAAAGAGAAAGAAGCCAUGGAGUGGAAGAGGAAAUACGAGGAGAGUAGACGGGAGGUGGAGGAGAUGAGGAGGAUAGUCAUGGAAUAUGAAAAGACCAUUGCAGAGAUGAUCGACAAAUCUUUCGUGCCUCCGGACCCAAACACCGGCAUGCCUGAGGGCGAACAGAGGGAGAAGUCUGUGUCUCACCACACUAUCCAACAGCUGAUCCUGGAGAAGGAUCAGGCUUUAGCUGAUCUCAACUCGGUGGAGAAAUCUCUUGCUGACUUGUUCCGUCGCUACGAGAAGAUGAAAGAUGUUUUGGAAGGUUUCCGCAAAAAUGAGGAUGUCCUAAAGAAAUGUGCGCAGGAAUAUCUGUCUCGUGUUCGUAAGGAGGAGCAGCGCUAUCAGGCCCUAAAGAUUCACGCUGAGGAGAAACUGGAUAAGGCAAAUUCCGAAAUCGCUCAGGUGAGAGCCAAAGCCAAGCAGGAGCAGGCAGCGCAUCAGGCCAGUCUGAGGAAAGAGCAGAUGAAGGUGGAUUCACUGGAGCGCACACUGGAACAAAAGAACAAAGAAAUCGAGGAACUGACCAAAAUUUGUGAUGAACUGAUUGCCAAGAUGGGGAAGAGCUAGCUGUCCAUUCAACAGUGUUCAGUCCAAACAACAAAGAGACAACAACAACGACUGUAAAGAUGGAGUAGCAGGACCAACGUGUCCGGUAUUGUUUGUUUCUCUUUCUAAUGGACAGAACCAUGAACUAAACGAACAAAAGGAUCUCACACUACUGACUUCUUCACAUAAACUGGAGUCCCAUUGACUGGGAGAACACACUAGAUUCUGGCUGUAAUUAUUUUCUCUGCAUUUUGAUGUAUUAAUGUACACCAACUUACCUAUGUUGAGGGUCUUGUGAAAGUGCUGCCCAUCAGUAGAGACUUUUUUUGACAGUCUGUAUAGCUCACACGCACACAAACAGAGAGUAUGUGUUUAUAGUGAGUCUGAAGUUAUGAGUGUCUUUGCCAUGACAACCACUGAUGGAGCCGACUGUUAAACUGAACCCUGUCCUACCCUCUUCUUAACUUCAAAACACCAGAGACGAUAUAAAUAUAUAUAUAUAUAUAUAAUAUAUAAUGUAAAACAGAUCAUUCAGUUGUCACAAAGUGGUAUUCAUGUUCAUGAAAAAAACAUGCAUGUCGUAGGCCUUGACGGUUUUGUAAAUAUGAUUAAAAAAUGACUUGAAUAUAGUAAAGGAACACAACUGCAGAUUUUGAUACUGAUCUGCUUCCUUGUGUAUCUUUGUAGAUACUUGUUGUUCAUUUGAUUCGUUGUCUUUUAGCAACACUGAUGUGCGAUUUUAUUUUUGGAUUUUAUUUUGAUAUAUAAAAGAACCCACUCGCCGCUGUCAGUGGUUCUGAGCUAAUUUAAUCUGAAUGGUUUUGUCUUAGUCUUGCUAAAGCUGAUGUUUCACACUGUCAGUUGUGCAGGACAUGCUUACAACGUGCAAUAAAAGAUGGCAAUACAAAUAA